Acanthocheilonema viteae is the source of this 1566-nucleotide messenger RNA. NCBI's taxonomy places the organism in Eukaryota, Metazoa, Nematoda, Chromadorea, Rhabditida, Onchocercidae. The record is from the annotation of a GenBank genome assembly.
AUGACUAUACUAGUGAUAUAUCUGAUAUAUUCAGCAACAUCGCUACUCAUAUCUCUGGUAACACCUUAUAGCAAACAAGAAAUUGAAUAUUUGCAAGAAUUUGGUUAUUUGCCUAAACCAACUUCAAAUGUAGCAGCAAUGCUUAGUGAAACAAUGAUGGAAGAAGCAAUCCGAGAAUUGCAGCUAUACGGAAAUAUACCAAUAACUGGAAAAAUAGAUGCUGCUACUCGAGAAUUAAUGUCCAGGAAGAGAUGUGGCUUAAGUGAUCGUCCAAUUGAAGAAGCGUUUCAAGGAAGAAGGAGACGUGGACAUCAAAAACGAUUCGCUUUAAUGGGACCAAAAUGGACUAAACAAAUUAUUACAUACAGCUAUGAUCCAUACAAACGAUCACAACAACAACUACUAUUACUACUACUACUACUACUACUACCACCACCACCACCACCACCACCACCACUGUUGUUGUUGUUGUUUGUGAAUAAUCCAUCUCGAAGUAUUCCUCAUUUGGGCGCAAUACGACGUGAAAUAAAUGAAGCAAUCAAUAGUUGGCAAUAUAUAUUGCCAAUGCAGUUUCAUGAAGUACGACCGGAAUCAGAAGCUGACGUAAAGAUACGUUUUGCAAUAGGUGAUCAUGGUGAUCCGUAUCAUUUCGAUGGAAGUGGAAAAAUUUUAGCACAUGCAUUUCCACCUGGUGAAGGAAUCGGUGGUGACAUUCAUCUGGACGAUGAUGAACAUUGGACCGUUGCACUCACAGGCGAUCCUUAUAGGCAGCAGGUGAGUCUUCGUUCGAUUGCAAUGCAUGAAUUUGGACAUAGUAUCGGUCUAUCUCAUUCAAAUCAAGAAGAUAGUGUCAUGUAUGCUUUUUAUCAGUAUGACUUACCGGCAAAACUCUCAUAUGAUGAUUUAUUGGCCGUUCGAACUCUUUAUGGUGGCGGUGCUUAUCAUCCAAAAGAACCAACAGAUGCUCCUCGAUUGCAUUCAACCACUACUACACAAUCACCAUCGUUGCCAAGAAGACCUGAGCAACCAACAAAUCAGCUUCCAACAAUUCAUCCGGAUACUCCAGAGUUACCAAUCCCAGAACCAGACCCAUGCAAAUCCGAAUACGACGCCGAUAGAUGGUUUUGGCGAAUACGACAAGAUGGUACGUUAAGUCAGAGUCCACAUCAUAUCAAUACGCUAUGGAAAGAGGCUGCAUGGCCUAUAGAUGCGGCAGUGGAAAGUGAUCAUCAAAUCUACCUAUUCGCAGGUAAAGAUAUUUACAUAUUCAACGGUCAACGUCUUGUCUCAAAGAAAAUGCUCACCGAUUUGGGCUUACCAGCCAAUGUUGAACGCAUUCGACUUGUUUACACAUGGAAUUACUGGACCGAACAACCGAUGUACAUUUGGACAAAAGAUAAGUUCUGGAGAGUUGAUAAGAAAUCUGGAAAGGUUGAAAUUGGUUAUCCACGAAAGAUCGCAACAACAUGGCAUGGUAUUCCAGAGCAAGCUAGCGCUGCCGUUACUUAUAAUGAUGGUUGUUUCUUUUUCCUUGCUUAUUUGAAUCUAAAAAUCACUUAUUACUGA